This is a messenger RNA of Sphaeroforma arctica JP610, 1088 nucleotides long. RefSeq lists its product as hypothetical. The annotation marks the transcript as partial. The transcript has a single exon. Lineage: Eukaryota; Ichthyosporea; Ichthyophonida. The record is from RefSeq and is a predicted model, not a curated record.
UGAAUACAUUGCUAUAUAUUAUCAAAUGUCUCGUGUAACUUAGCAUAAAAGCUCUACUUUUUAAAUAGUCAUUCUCACUCGAUUAACAGCCUGCGAUACCUGACUGUACCAAUGGACUGCUCUGGUUGGUGAGAACUACAUUCAUAGACGAGAAAUUGUGCAACGUGGGAAGCUUUCACUACGCCGCGAUGGAUUUAACCUCUUCUUCAACCUCUUCAUAGCAAAGUUCAAGCAAAGCGAUCAUUAGCACGGAUUCUGUGUUUGUGGACUGCGUGCAAACGGUGGACAGCACAGUUAAAUCAUCUCUCGGCAGAAAAUUGAGCAAGUUGAGCUCGUGGAGUGGUAUAUCCGGAGCACGAAGUACCAUCGAGGUUGCCUCUCCUGUCGUGCAGAAUGCUAUCGUGCAAAAUGGGACCACCGAACCCACCGCCGGGGAUACAUCACUGAGCACUCACAAGUACAGCUUAUGGAAAACUAUACAACAAAUUAGAACAAAGAAAAUCAUAACUGGACGUGAUUACAGCAUUCUGGGUGUUUGGGGUCAUGUCGUCGUUUUACUAUUGAAUUUCAUUGUAUAUGGGUCCCUGUGCGCAGUAGCCUAUGAGUACACUACAUUGAUGUCUCCCGUGUCUCCCGUGUCUGAGAAAACAGUUGCGAUAAUAACUAUUCUUAUCGGCUGCUGCUACACGAUAAUCCAAGUAUUCCUUACCGUGGGAUACUGGCUUUGGCAUCAUACAAAUCCACUGAUGAUGACACGAGGAAGGCUGUAUAUGACAAUUAUACUGAUUACUACUUCAACUGCUGUGAUUCUGCAGACCUUGUUGACAAUGACUGAGCUUGGGAUUCCCAUAGUACCCCAUUGGUUGUAUGUACUAAUGGAAGCUGUUAAGCACUUCAGCUGGCUAGUUUUUUUGGGUGCGCAAGUUGCUCGUCAGCGGUUGCUCUACAGAAUAUUCGUGGCGAGUGCAUUCAGAAUUGAAGAUACGAAUAUGACUGGAUCCUUUGCCGUGGUAAUUUUGUGGGCCAUUUAUGGAGCCGGAAGUAUUGCUGCGAUAGCAGUUCUACUCGUCAGCGGUUGCUCUACAGAA